Molecule: messenger RNA, 994 nt
Organism: Mercenaria mercenaria
Lineage: Eukaryota; Metazoa; Mollusca; Bivalvia; Venerida; Veneridae
Exons: 4
Coding region: 125-844 (239 amino acids)
Source: RefSeq, a predicted model, not a curated record
UUCCAAGGAAGUUAAUUCACUUUCAGAGAGCUAGUUUGAGCUAUAAAAAAGAAAAUAUAUCAUACGUGUAACUAAACUUCGUUAGUUCCUGAGUUGCUUAGAUUGCUGGAAGCUAAGCCCAAUAAUGGCCUCUGUAAAUGGAAUACCUGUAUCAAUCGUUUGUUCUUGCUGUUCGUGGAGAAGAAGCUGGCCAUUGAAUGUUGGUAUUGCUCUAGCGGUGCUGCUGGGUGUAGGAAAGUUGGUUGUAGGAGCUAACAACACGAGGAGUUGUACUUUGGAAAACAAUGCACCCGUGUUCAUUCUUGGGAGUCUUAUGGCCCCUGUGAUAUAUUUGGUUUUUGUCAAAGUCGUCCAGUUCCGCCGUGGACAUGAAAUCCCUGCUCAGCAAGGGAAAGCAGACCAUAGAGAGAGUGAAGAUGCAACGAGAAGCGGGAAAAUCAUUUGUGGUAUAUUAGCUAUCGCAAACAUCGCCUGGCAGAUGGCAGGUACGAGAUGGGUAUACUCAGUGUAUCAGACAGUAUGGGUUGAUGGUUCUGUCCCUUGUACAGCUGAUAAUAAGCCGGCAGGAUGUACUGAUGGGAAAUGCGAUGAAAUCUUUGUCAAAAUUGCAUGCGCUUUCAUCUCCAUAGACUGGAUUUGUCUCGUGUUCUGCUGUGUGUACUUGCUAUAUGUUGUAUGUAAAAGGUGUAAUAUAGUUUGCACCGUUUCAACUGAGGCAAAUGAAGACGUGCAAGUGGUCGGCGUUUCUACAGGGGCAAUACAACAAACGUGUGUGCAGGUUGGAGAGGAGAUCGUGAAAGAUGCUGGGGCGUUUGUAGGUGAAGUUCUUGAAGGAAAAAAAUAGAUGAAGAUGAUGAAAUGUGAAAUAACACGGUGUAAAAUAAAGCUGAUUUUUAUAUAUACCCUGUCGGAUCCACCUUUUAUAUUAUAAAAUUGAAUUAGAAUAAUUAGAUAUAUUCAAAACCUAAGGAAAAUAAAACAUCUUAUUUCAUAA